CUACCUGCAGCCACCAUGGUGCUGCCCCUCCGCCUGCUGCUUGCCACGCUGCUCGUUGCCCUGGCUCUGGGCGCUCCCAGUGAGCAGGGGCUCAUCUUCAACCUGGACAUUGGAGAGCUGUGCUUACAGAGCGCGCAGUGCAAGAGUGGCUGCUGCCAGCGAGACACUGGGCUGAGCCUGGCACGAUGCAGCCCGAAGGCUGCCGAGACCCAGGACUGCUCCCGGAAGAGCCUCUAUGGGGUUUACUACAAAUGUCCCUGUGAGGCUGGCCUGUCCUGCAACGCCGAGUGGAGCAUCGGGGGCUCCAUCACCAACACCGACUAUGGAGUCUGCUAUGACAAAAAUGACCCCACCACACUGCGGUGACAGACGUGUGUCCCAGUAAAGAGCAUCCACCAUUGA
Molecule: messenger RNA, 402 nt
Organism: Tympanuchus pallidicinctus (lesser prairie-chicken)
Lineage: Eukaryota; Metazoa; Chordata; Aves; Galliformes; Phasianidae
Gene: CLPS
Product: colipase
Exons: 3
Coding region: 16-366 (116 amino acids)
Biological process (GO): digestion; positive regulation of catalytic activity; lipid catabolic process
Cellular component (GO): extracellular region
Molecular function (GO): enzyme activator activity; lipase binding
Source: RefSeq, a predicted model, not a curated record